This is a messenger RNA of Oryza sativa Japonica Group (Japanese rice), 4890 nucleotides long. NCBI's taxonomy places the organism in Eukaryota, Viridiplantae, Streptophyta, Magnoliopsida, Poales, Poaceae. The record is from RefSeq and is a predicted model, not a curated record.
UGGUGAUCAGCCCAGCCAUCCGUAAAUCCUUUCUUGCAUUUUGCCCAAUACAAGUCAGCAAGUCAAGAUGUUCUUAUCGUUUCAGACUAAGUGGACACUGGAAUCUGUUCUUUUCACAUCCACACUGGGACACAUACAGAAAAGCUAAAUGGACAUACCACCUAACAGCAAUAUCUCUUGUCUUCCACUCUUUGUCACUGCAUAAGAGCCAGCCCAUCUGGAUGAUCCACGCAAUCACCGGGGAACUUGCUCGUCAUCUUCCUCGCAAUAGGCGAUCGAUUUGCCGGCUUGCCAUGGCUGCACGCACCAAAGGCCUCGCUCUGGGCAGACGCGCCCCAUGCCGCUGCUGUUCCCAUUGAUCUAGGAUCACUCCGGUCUUUCCUUUCAUGCUGAGCAAGUUCGCCUUCUGUACUUGAGUAAAACCCCUCAACUUUGUUGCCAGAUAUUUCUUUCUGGUUGCCCGUUUACCCAAGAAGCUAUAGAAAAAGGCUGCAUUUUUUACAUUGAUCAAUUAUAUAUGGUGGAUUACCCCUUUUGAGUUUGUCGGAUGGCAACAAUAGUAGACACAUUGGUUGGAUCAUGCAUCAAUAAGUUGCAAGCGAUCAUUACAGACAAGACAAUACUCAUUUUAGGGGUAAAAGAUGAGCUUGAAGAACUGCAACGAAGAACAAACGUCAUAAGAUCUUCUCUUCAGGAUGCUGAGGCAAGGAGGAUGGAAGAUUCAGUAGUUGAAAAAUGGCUUGACCAGCUAAGAGAUGUUAUGUAUGAUGUUGAUGAUAUUAUUGAUUUGGCUAGAUUUAAAGGAAGUGUCCUACUGCCUGACUAUCCUAUGUCAUCGUCAAGGAAAGCAACUGCUUGCAGUGGCCUUUCACUUUCGUCCUGCUUUUCUAAUAUUCGUAUACGUCAUGAAGUUGCUGUAAAAAUUAGAAGCCUGAACAAAAAGAUCGAUAACAUUUCAAAGGAUGAGGUAUUUUUAAAACUCAACCGCAGACAUCAUAAUGGAAGUGGUUCAGCAUGGACACCAAUAGAAAGCUCCAGCCUAGUUGAACCCAACCUUGUGGGCAAGGAGGUCAUACGUGCUUGCAGAGAAGUGGUGGAUUUGGUGCUUGCACACAAGAAAAAGAAUGUUUACAAGCUUGCUAUUGUUGGAACAGGAGGAGUUGGUAAGACAACACUAGCUCAGAAAAUAUUCAAUGAUAAAAAAUUAGAAGGGAGAUUUGACCAUCAUGCAUGGGCUUGUGUUUCCAAGGAGUAUUCUAGGGAUUCUCUUUUGAGACAAGUUCUUCGUAAUAUGGGAAUUCGAUAUGAGCAAGAUGAAUCAGUUCCAGAGCUCCAAAGAAAGAUUAAAUCACACAUUGCAAAUAAAAGUUUUUUUCUGGUGUUGGAUGAUGUGUGGAACUCUGAAGCAUGGACAGAUUUACUAAGCACUCCACUUCAUGCAGCCGCCACAGGAGUAAUUCUAAUAACUACUCGAGAUGACACUAUUGCUAGAGUAAUUGGGGUGGACCACACUCAUAGGGUUGAUUUGAUGUCAGCUGAUGUAGGAUGGGAGCUGCUUUGGAGGAGCAUGAACAUCAACCAAGAGAAACAAGUGCAAAAUCUCAAGGACAUAGGUAUUGAGAUUGUUCGCAAAUGUGGUGGCCUUCCUCUUGCAAUCAGAGUUAUUGCUACAGUUUUAGCAAGCCAAGAACAAACAGAGAAUGAAUGGAGACGGAUAUUGGGGAAAAAUGCCUGGUCCAUGAGCAAACUUCCUCGUGAAUUAAGUGGUGCUUUAUAUCUGAGUUAUGAAGUGCUGCCGCACCAACUGAAGCAAUGUUUUCUUUAUUGUGCACUUUUCCCUGAAGAUGCAAGCAUUUUGCGUGACGAUCUUACUAGGAUGUGGGUUGCUGAAGGCUUUAUAGAUGAGGAAAAAGGACAAUUACUAGAAGAUACAGCAGAGAGAUAUUAUUAUGAGCUGAUCCAUCGGAACUUGCUCCAACCAGAUGGUUUAUAUUUUGACCACAGCAGCUGCAAGAUGCAUGAUCUCUUAAGGCAACUUGCUUCUUAUUUGUCAAGAGAAGAAUGUUUUGUUGGAGACCCAGAGUCACUAGGGACUAAUACUAUGUGCAAAGUACGGCGUAUUUCAGUUGUCACUGAGAAGGACAUAGUGGUGUUACCUAGCAUGGACAAGGAUCAAUAUAAAGUGAGGUGUUUUACAAACUUAUCUGGGAAGUCAGCAAGAAUUGAUAAUUCACUUUUCGAGAGACUUGUAUGUCUUCGCAUUUUGGAUUUGUCUGACUCACUUGUACAUGACAUCCCAGGUGCGAUUGGAAAUUUGAUUUAUCUGCGGUUGCUCGAUCUUGACAAGACAAAUAUAUGUUCUCUCCCAGAGGCCAUUGGCUCCCUUCAAAGCCUUCAAAUAUUGAAUUUGCAGGGGUGUGAAUCUUUGCGCAGACUUCCUUUGGCAACAACUCAACUAUGCAAUUUGAGGCGGCUUGGUCUUGCUGGUACUCCAAUAAACCUGGUUCCAAAAGGGAUAGGAAGACUGAAAUUUCUCAAUGAUUUAGAAGGAUUUCCUAUCGGUGGUGGAAAUGACAAUACCAAAAUACAAGAUGGAUGGAAUUUGGAAGAGUUGGCUCAUCUUUCACAGUUGAGGCAGCUUGGUAUGAUAAAAUUGGAAAGAGCUACUCCUUGCAGCAGUAGAGACCCAUUUCUACUAACAGAGAAAAAGCAUCUCAAAGUUCUGAAUCUACACUGCACUGAACAGACAGAUGAAGCAUAUUCAGAGGAAGGCAUUAGCAAUGUUGAGAAGAUCUUUGAGAAGCUAGCACCUCCACACAACUUAGAAGUUCUUGCUAUUGUGAAUUUCUUUGGGCGAAGGUUCCCCACCUGGCUUGGUACUAACCAUUUGUCUUCAGUGAAAUACGUGCUCCUCAUAGAUUGCAAAUCUUGUGUGCAUCUUCCCCCAAUCGGACAGCUACCAAACUUGAAAUACCUAAAAAUUAAUGGAGCAAGUGCAAUCACCAAGAUUGGACCCGAAUUUGUUGGCUGCUGGGAGGGUAAUCUCAGAUCCACAGAGGCAGUUGCUUUCCCCAAGCUCGAAUGGUUGGUCAUUGAGGAUAUGCCCAACUGGGAGGAGUGGUCCUUUGUUGAAGAAGAAGAAGUGCAGGAGGAGGAAGCAGCUGCAGCAGCCAAGGAAGGGGGAGAGGAUGGAAUUGCUGCUUCGAAGCAAAAGGGGGAGGAAGCCCCGUCUCCAACUCCAAGGUCGUCGUGGCUGCUGCCUUGUUUGACGAAGUUGGAUCUCGUGGGCUGCCCCAAGCUGAGGGCUCUCCCACCACAGCUUGGACAGCAGGCCACCAACUUGAAGGACCUCCUUAUAAGAGAAGCAGAAUGCUUGAAGACGGUGGAAGACCUCCCGUUCCUCUCUGGUGCCCUUUCAAUUGGUGGCUGUGAAGGCCUGGAGAGGGUCUCCAACCUUCCCCAAGUGAGAGAGCUGUUUCUAAAUGUCUGCCCCAAUUUGAGGCAUGUCGAGGAGUUGGGUGGUUUGGAGCAGCUAUUGCUGGAUGAAGGUAUGCAGGAGAUCUCUCAGCUGUGGGUCCCAAGGCUUCAGGAGCAACACCGCCAACUCCAUGGAGAUGAGCAUGAGCUGGAGGUCAUCGAGUGGCUGUGAGACCCAAUUAAUUUAGAUGGCGCAAGGUUAAUCUUGAAGAAUUUGGGCUGCAGUCACCUGUAAUCUGUACUUUUGUCUUUACCUAGCUACUGGUCUUUGAAAUAUAUUAAAAAAAUUAAAAAAACAAAAAUAUCAAAAAAUGGGAAAAUGUCAAAAAAAAGGUUAUAUUUUCUUUAGCUCUUGUAAAAUACAUCGUCAUGUUUUCUUAGAUGUGUGCGUUUCUUUUCUUUUUAUUUUUUUUAUUGUAGGUGUGUAGGUAACUCCGCCUAUGUCAUCUUAGGUUUAUCUGAAUGACAUAGCCGGUCCCAAGCCCGGAAAAAGGAGGAGGGGAUAAUCUUGUAUAGAUGUUGGUUGAAAUGACGCUCUCCUACUAUAUAGUAGAUCAUUGGGAUUUUUCCGUACUUUUAUCAGAUUAAUUUCAUUUUCAAUGAUGGAAUAGUUAUGGAGACACUUCUAGAGACUCAUCCAGUCUUAUUUUCAAUGACGGAAUAGUCUACUGCUACCAGGUCUUUGAAAGUUUUCUUGAAACUGCACCUUUGUCAGGCUACUGCAUUUUUUUUGUGAUGGAAUAAUUAUGAAAACACUUUCAGAGGCACAUACACUCUGUUUCUCUGUUGGACGAACCUGAGUUGGAAACCAGUUUAGUUUGAGCUCAUUUCAACCCCUUCUUUCACCAGAAGCAAUUGGGCUAAACCCAAGCACCAAUCAUUCUCCUGUCAGUCCUUAAUGACAAGCCUGCAGGACAAGGAAAUCAAUGAAGAUCACUGAGGCAAAAAUAUAUUUAUCCUCCCAUCAUGAUAGAAACUGAUUGUGCUUUGUGAAUUGUGAUCGAGAGGAGAGGAAAUGGUGGAUAACCUUCCUAGUCAUUCCUUUGUACUGACAAUGUUUCAGUACUUGAGGAAAUCUCAGUGAUGAUACCUCGUAUUGACAAUCAAUACCUGUGUUAAUAGAUGGAUACAACACAUCUUUGACUGAAAUUUGCAUCGGCAAUGAUUGUGUCCAAGGCUCUUUCUCCACCAGCUGCUGCUUAUGUGGGAUGGAACCCAUGUAUAACUUGAGGAAGAGAAGUAAAUCCAACUUUUGUUUAUUUCAUUGAAUUCAUCCUUUUUCCUUUUGAACACUGAAAAUAACAGCUUGUAUGUCUUUAGGAUUGGUUCAGGAAAAUGUUAUUAUGACAGUGCACUAGCUUUUCACCUUGUUAUCCCAUUACAUUGUUAAAUUAACCAUGGUUUUAUUGCCUU